Messenger RNA from Chroicocephalus ridibundus (black-headed gull), 6939 nucleotides. RefSeq names its product tripartite motif containing 36 (gene TRIM36). The record is from RefSeq and is a predicted model, not a curated record. Gene Ontology annotation, molecular function: ubiquitin-protein transferase activity; zinc ion binding; protein binding. The coding region runs from base 79 to 2289 and encodes 736 amino acids. Gene Ontology annotation, cellular component: acrosomal vesicle. Lineage: Eukaryota; Metazoa; Chordata; Aves; Charadriiformes; Laridae. Gene Ontology annotation, biological process: acrosome reaction; spindle organization. The transcript is spliced from 10 exons.
AGAACCGAGUGUGGGGCGGGGGGGCGGAGGGACCGGCGGGCCGUCUCCCUGCCGCGACACGGCGCCACGCGUGGGGCCAUGGAGGGGGCCGCGGAGGGCGGCCGCUUCGGCUACAUCUUGGACCUGCUGAAGCGGGAGAAGGUUGCCAUUAAGGGUAUCGAAAGAGAGCUCAUCUGCCCAGCAUGCAAGGAAUUAUUUACCCAUCCACUGAUCCUUCCUUGCCAGCACAAUGUCUGUCACAAAUGUGUGAAAGAAAUACUCUUUACGUUUGAAGACUCUUUUGCUGAUGCAGGCUCUGAAUCCUCUAAUCAGAGUAGCCCUCGAAUUAAAAUCUCUUCUCCUAGCACGGACAGAAUUGACAGGAUUAGUAGAUCAGGUUCUGCUAUCUACACGGGCAGAAAACGCAAUUCACUGACUCCUAGAUCGAGUCUGUUUCCUUGUCCUGGUUGCCAGCGGGAUAUCGAUCUUGGAGAACGUGGCAUCAAUGGCUUAUUUCGCAACUUUACUUUGGAAACCAUCGUGGAAAGAUACAGGCAGGCAGCCAGGGCAGCCAUUGCUAUUAUGUGUAACUUCUGCAAACCCCCACCUCAAGAGUCCACAAAGAGCUGCAUGGACUGCAGCGCAAGCUAUUGCAAUGAAUGCUUCAAAAUACACCAUCCCUGGGGGACCUUGAAAGCCCAGCAUGAAUAUGUGGGACCAACCACCAACUUCAGACCCAAGAUUUUGAUGUGUCCAGAACAUGAAAUGGAGAGGGUAAACAUGUACUGUGAAAUCUGCAGGAGGCCUGUUUGUCAUCUGUGUAAACUGGGUGGAUGUCAUGCAAACCAUCGAGUAACCACCAUGAGCACCGCCUACAAAACCCUUAAGGAGAAGCUUUCAAAGGAUAUUGACUACCUCAUCAGUAAGGAGAGCCAGGUGAAAGCUCACAUCACACAGCUGGAUCUACUGCUGAAAGAAACAGAGUGCAACAGUGAAAGAGCUAAAGAAGAAGCAUCUCAGAGUUUUGAGAAAUUAUCUCAUGUCCUGGAAGAGAGGAAAUCUGCAGCUCUUAGGGCAAUUGAAGCUUCUAAGAAUUUAAGGCUGGAAAAAUUGCAAACACAAGCCGAAGAAUAUCAAGGGCUCCUGGAAAAUAAUGGCCUUGUAGGAUAUGCUCAAGAAGUGCUGAAAGAAACUGAUCCGUCUUGUUUUGUUCAAACAGCAAAACAACUUCAUGUCAGAAUCCAAAAAGCUACUGAAUCUCUGAAGAGCUUCAGGCCAGCAGCUGAAACUACUUUUGAAGACUUUGUGGUGGACAUAGCCAAGCAAGAAGAGAUCCUUGGUGACUUGUCCUUCCAUUCCAGUGGUCUAGAAAUACCAGAAAUCAAUGAAAAGCAGAGCAAAAUGUACAACAAAGCUCUGAUCAGUUGGGAAUGCCCUGGGAAGACAGAUUCAGCUGAUAUCUAUGUUCUUGAGUAUCAUAAACUGAAUAGAGAAGAGGAGACAACGACGUGGCAGGAGGUCGAAGUUUGCAGCAAGAGCAAAAUAAUCUCUGAUCUUGAUGAUGACAGCAGCUAUGCCUUCAGAGUUCGAGGAUAUAAAGGGUCCAUCUGUAGCCCUUGGAGCCGAGAAGUUGUUUUGCGUACGCCUCCAGCUCCAGUUUUCAGUUUUCUUUUUGAUGACAAAUGUGGGUACAACAGUGAACAUCUCCUGCUGAACCCAGGAAGAACCUCUGUGGAAAGCAGGGCUGGAUUUCCUCUGCUGCUGGGAUCUGACCGCAUGCAGGUCGGAUGCUACACAACCCUGGAUUACAUCAUCGGCGACACUGGGAUUGCUAAAGGAAAGCACUUUUGGGCUUUUCGUGUGGAAGCUUAUUCAUACCUGGUGAAAGUGGGAGUUGUUUCUAGUAACAAGAUACAGAAGUUGUUCCAUAAUACCCAUGAUGUGACCAGCCCGAGAUACGAGCAAGACAGUGGUCAUGACAGUGGGAGUGAAGAUGCCUUCUUUGACUCAUCACAGCCUUUCACACUGGUCACUUUGGGCAUGAAGAAGUUCUUUAUCCCUAUGACACCUGCUGCCCCCAAAGAUCCAGCGAGCAGAAUCCUUCCCUUGCCGUCGUGCUUGGGCAUCUGCCUCGACUGUGACAAAGGCAAGCUGGGGUUUUAUGACGCAGGCUGUAUGAAAUGCCUUUAUGAGUGCAACGUGGACUGCUCUGGCGUAAUGUACCCAGCAUUUGCCUUAAUGGGUGGUGCGGCAGUUCAUCUUGAGGAAGCUGUGACAGCGAAGUACGGCGAGUACCACGACGACAUCUAGUGCAUGAAUCCCUUCCGAUUGCUGUUCUGAGAUGGAAAAUGAGAGCAGAAAAAUUCUACCUUAGUUUUCAGUCCUGAGUAGUUACAUUCUAUUUAUGUGUUGCUCACAAGCCUCUGGGCCAUAUGCUUUUUUUAAACAAAUGGUGGAACUCUCCUGCCUUUCUUGUGAUCUGUGCAAUGCUCUUCUCCACAGACUUUCUUCCCAGGGGGGAGCAGGGAAGAAGUUUGACUAGCAACCAAAAUUACUCUUCAGGGGUAGAAAUCUGCCUUUUAUGUAACUUAAAUCCUUACAUAGUCAGUUUUGCAUUUAAUGAAGUCAAAGCUGACAGUGUGUGAUUGCCAUUCUCCUUUUAAGAAAUCUGCCUGAAUGCCUCUGAGGGGUCAAAUGCUUUCCAAUUAACCCCUGAGCACCAGGGGUUGGGCCUUUCAGUGUGAAAUAACUUGCAAAAAUACAACAGAACUGCAGCUGAACGUUUACGUUGUUGUCCUGGUUUGAGGUAAAACAGAACCAAACUAUGACAGUUGCAUUUGGAAAGAGGAGCGUAAACUAGAGUUUGAUGGCAUGUCAUGUACCUUUAAUAUGACUGUAAGCUAAAACUAAUUCUGACACCUGGUGUCAUAUAGUUGGUGGCAUAAUGACAAGUUUCUUUACUCUUCCAGGCUUUUACUGUAGGCUAUAUAAAAUAUAUAAAGUGCAAUUCUACCUUAAACAUCAGACUUUAGAGUCGAAAAUCAGAAGUGUUUGCAUGCGUGAGUAAUAGUACCUGGUAUUUAGGCAAAAGGAAGUGAGUUAUUGACAUGAGUAAUAAUAUGUGAACUGUAAAAAAAAAUCAGGUAUUUCUUUUAAUACUUAUUUCUAUAAGUUAAUUUUUUGAUCUAGUAGCAGCUUGUUUUUUUAGUAAGAAUCUUAAAAAUGCACUGAUUAAGUUUUGAGACCCAAUUUCUGCCUUAAAGGAUGUCUCCCUUCAAAUUUCUGUUCCUCUCAUGUUAAAAACUGUAUCACAUAGUUUUUCAUAGAAUCAUAGAAUCACGGAAUGGUUUGGGUUGGAAGGUACCUUUAAAGAUCAUUGAGUUCCCCUGCCCUGCCAUGGGUAGAGACCCCUUUCACUAGACCAGGCUGCUCAAAGCCCCAUCCAGCCUGGCCUUGAACACUUCCAGGGAUGGGGCAUCCACAACUUCUCUGGGCAACCUGUGCCAGGGUCUCACCACCCUCGUUGUUAGAAAUUUCUUCCUUGUAUCUAACCCAAACCUGCCCUCUUUCAGUUUAAAACUGUUGCCCCAUGUCCUGUCUCCACAGGCCUUGGUAAAAAGUCUCUCUUUGUCUAUCUUACGAUUCUCCUUUAUAUAUUGAAAGGCCGCAAUGAAGUCUCUCCGGAACCUUCUCUUUUCCAGGCUGAGCAACGCCAACUCUCUCAACCUUUCUUCACAGGAGAGGUGUUCCAGCACUCUGAUCAUUUCUGUGGCCCUCUGGACCCACUCUGUCCUGGUGGCCUCAGAGCUGGAUGCGCUACAGACCAGGUGGGGUCUUGGGAGAGCAGUGGGAGAAUCACCUCCCUUGCCCUCCUGCCCACCCAGCAGCCCAGGAUACAAUUGGCUUUCCGGGCUGCAAGUGCAUGUUGCUGAUUCAUGUCCAAUUUUUCAUCCACCAGGAUCCCCAAGUCCAUCUCUGCAGGGCUGCUCUCCAUCCCCAAGUCUGUAUUGAUACCGGGGAUUGCCCAGACCUAGGUGCAGGACCUUGUGCUUGGCCUUGGAGAACCUCGUGAGGUUCACAUAGGCCUGCUCCUUAAGCCUGUCAGGGUCCCUCUGGAUGGCAUCCCUUCCCUCUAGUGAAUGAACUGCUCAGCUUGGUGUCAUCUGCAAACUUGCUGAGGGUGCACUCAAUCCCACUGUCUGUGUUAAUGAAGAUACUAAAUAGUAUUGGUGCCAGUACAGACCCUUAAGGGACAACACUUGUUACUGGUUUCCACUUGGGCACUUGAACUGUUGACUGUAACUCUUUGGAUGUGGCUAUCCAGCCAGUUCCUCAUCCAUUGAACGGUCCAUCCGUCAAACCCAAAUCUCUCAAAUUUAGAGGUAAGAAUGUUGUGGGGGAUCGUAUCAAAGGCCUUACAGAAGUCCAGGUAUAUGACAUCUGUAGCUCUUCCUUUGUCCACUGGUGCAGUCACUCCAUCACAGAAGGCCACUGGAUGAGUCGCAUGGUUUGCCCUUGGUGUACCCGUGUUGGCUGUCUCUAAUCACCUCCCUGUCUUACAUAUGUUUUGAUGUAUCUUCCAGAAGGAUCUGUUACAUGACCUUACUGGGCACGGAGGUGGACUGCAUCUGUUCAUAGAAAUCUAUGUAAAAAACCAUUUGGGUACUUGCACUGUUAAUUUGUGUUGUGGAAAAAUAAGGAUCUAAAGUGAAGGAUGGUUCUAAUAUAUACUUGGUGCUUUCUAAUUUGGGGAUAUGCUUUCUAAUUUGGGGAUAGUGUUGUACCUUGAUGAGUGUGUGUGAAGUAUGCUUAGUAAGUACAUGUAUACAGCUGUAGAGCUAUGAAAUGGGACCUGAAAAUCACAUUUAAAUGAAUGUAGGUCAUAAUGCAAAACAUUUGUGUGCUUUGCUGUCUGAACUGUUUUACUCAUCUGACCUGGAGUCUUGCCCUCCCAGUGUCCUCUCUCCUAAGCCUCUGGUAGCAACUGUUGGGAGAAAUUGGCAGAAAUGUAAUCUGUGCCAAGGUGAGCAUGUAAGCCUUUUCGGGGCUAGAAAGGCCCAGCAAGGGCAACUUCUUGUCUGGGUUUCACUCGCUAAUGUUUCUGCCUUGGUAAGGCUGAUGGAAGUGUGUUCCACAGCUGCAUUGUGUGCUUGUUGGAGAAACACUUUGAUGUCCCAGGCAGCAGGUGUGAAGCAUUGGGUGUCUUCUGAAACUUUCUCCUGCAGGAGAAAUGGCAAAUUGUCCCUUGCUAGUUAUCCUUUAGGUCAUUUCUUUUUGUAAUAAUUGGUUGUGAGAGCCUUACUUUUCCAUUAUGCUCCCUUCCACUUCAUGUUUCCUCUCACUGGAUGGAAGCCAUUCUGUACUGGUGAGCAUCCUGCUGCAUCUCUUUCUCCUCUUGCCUUGUGAGGCUGACUGAAGGAGCCCUCCAUACAGACACUCUGUUGCUGUGAAGGAUGACAAAAUUCUAGGUUAUUCUUCUUUCUAUAGUCCUAAAAACGUAUUUGCCGUUUUGGUUAAUACCGAACACUAAGCUGACGUUUACAAAGUUUCUUAUGCAGUGUUUUCCACAAAGUCUUGAUGGUUAGGUGUAACCAAGCUGUGCACAUACAGGGCUUCCCCAUCUUGUGUGUUACUAUGCAUUUGUUAAUGUUGAGUUUCAUCUGCUCUUUUACCUAGUCACUUACUCCUGAGGACCUUCUGCAGCUCUUCAGUUACUUCUAGACUUGAAUGUUCCUCAGUAGCUUCAGAGGUAACACAAACGUGGUCAUUUUUUUGUUUGCUUGCUUUUGCAGAUCUUGGAGCAACUUAAGUUGUUGUGAGAUGCAGCACAUCUCUUUCUGCUGUUAAAAUUUAGUGUUCCUUCCACUUUUUUUUUUUCCCCUCAGUCAUUUAUUAAACCAUGAUUAGCUAGUCAAGCACUGAAAACUUCUACAUGUUAGUACUUUCUGUAGAGUAGGUGACUCAUGUUAUUGUGUGUGUGAGCCCAGUUGUCAAAUAGAAUCAGGAGAAAGCAUUCUUUCUUCGGUAGCUGUGACUUCCCCCAUUGUAUAAUCACUAUUUGUCUGUUCAUCUACCAAACCUAGUGUGGCCUCAAAGCUGUAGAAUAUAUGGUUGAACUUUCUGGUUUGUUGUUCCCAGACCAAAUCUCCUUCCACAGGCGACUAUAUCAUUUUUGAUUCCUCUGUUUCAGAAACUGUUUUAAAUUAGAGGUUUUAUGUCACAGUUAGCACUACACACUUCCACAUCUGGAUUCUUUAUAAGCAUCUGGACCAGUAUCACCAGGCUUUGGCCUUUCAUUACUUUCUGGAAAUACUUAUAAAUUGAACAUUUGGUCUUAGAUAUGAAGACAGUCUCUCACACUCAUUUAUUUAAAAAAAAUAAAUUUUACUGUUUUAAGAAUAUGAAAGUAAGAAAUUAAAAAUGUAGGGUUUCUCUUUCUAUUAUAGCUUUAUCUUACAUUCAUUUAAGAUGUGCUGUGCUAUGCAAUUACUUGUUUUACGGGACAGAGACUGACGCUACUUUAAACAUUUAUCUACCUUUUGAUAUGUCUGUUUGUAUUUAUCUCAUUCUGAGUUUAAAAAUUGAUUUGGCUUUUGGUGUUACUUGAAUACUUAGGAUGCAUUCAUUACAGUACUCUAUGGUGCUUACUCCAGCUUAUUAAAUAAAAAACCCACACUGUUAGAGGCACUGACAACACACUGUCAGAUAUUUUCCACUACAAUGGAAGUGUCACCUUUCAGAAAUACAGUUCAGCGGUACUUGCCUAUCCAGAUACUUACUUUUCCAGAACAAGUUUCUUCCUACAAAACAGCACUUUACAAUGUAGACUAAGCUAAGAAUGGUGUGGUAUUGUGUGGAUCUUUGUGCAAUAUAGCUGUUUGGUGACUACUGUGUGAUUUGCAAAGCUCCAUGCAGGUGUGAAUCAUGUAGACACUUUUUAGAUAUCUAAAGCUUUAACAA